Messenger RNA from Pararge aegeria (speckled wood butterfly), 2004 nucleotides. It is a transcript of the gene Ets, whose product is annotated as ETS-related transcription factor Elf-3-like. The record is from RefSeq and is a predicted model, not a curated record. Bases 44 to 1174 code for a protein of 376 amino acids. Gene Ontology annotation, cellular component: nucleus. Gene Ontology annotation, molecular function: DNA-binding transcription factor activity, RNA polymerase II-specific; sequence-specific DNA binding. The transcript has 2 exons. Gene Ontology annotation, biological process: cell differentiation; regulation of transcription by RNA polymerase II. Lineage: Eukaryota; Metazoa; Arthropoda; Insecta; Lepidoptera; Nymphalidae.
CCGCCCAUUCUGUUGCGAACCGCCGGUCGCGUCGCACGCUGCCAUGAUCGAUUACGCGCGCCAAAACAUGUGUGACUUCUACCUGUCCCCUCCCCAACCGGCGCCCGCGCGCCUCGACGAUUUCAACGUCUUCAAGAAAGGAAACGCCACGUUCACCUACGGGAACCUCUAUAACUCCUACGAGAUGUGCUCCGAAGCAGAAGCGGACACCAACAAUGUUUACUACAACUUGUUAAACUUCCGCGAGUACCGCCAAGACACCGACGGCUGGAAGAACAAGGUGGUGCAAGACUGGAACUCCGACGAAACUGUCGCUUGGAUCUACGACUGUGCUAUUACACACGGUUACAGCGAACUAGAUGUUCCGUUUCACAAUUUCAGGAUUUCUGGUCAUGAGCUCAGGAUCAAGAGACGCGAAGAGAUCAUGGAUCUUAUGGUGCAUCCUCACGUCGACCCCGAAGUCUCGAGGAGGAUAGCCCACACAGUUUUCGAUAGGCUGCAGUGCCGUCUCAACGAAGAGAUGCGACAGCAAUCAGUGUUGCGAUACGCGGAUAGUGCUCCAUACACCCAAUACCAUGAACAGACAAUCUUAGAUUUGGACUAUUGCAAUGACAGAAACAGAGGAUAUACGUCGGAUUACAAACCGAACGAUAUUAGUUUAAUGAGCGCUGCAGACUCUAGCGAUGAUCACGAGGAUACAUUCCGUAUGGAAGCAUCUUCGCCGGCUUGUUCCUAUGGUAGUGACGGAAGCAAAUCUGGGGAUGAAGAUGACAAGAAGAAACCAUUCAAGAGGCCUCCAGGUCGUCCGAAAGGGUCAAUCAAGAAAGACAAACGGCCACGAAGCGUGUCCGUCCCACAGUUCCUGAGGGAUCUUUUGUUGGAUGAAAGAUUCUGUCCGUCAAUAAUUAAAUGGGAGGAUCACUCGCUUGGAAAGUUCAGAUUUGUCAAACCUGAUGAAGUGGCGAAGCUUUGGGGGCAAAUGAAGCAGAAUGACAACAUGACCUUCGAGAAGUUCAGCCGAGCCAUGCGCUAUCACUACCAACACAUGGUGCUAGUGUCAGUACCCACAGCUCGCCUGGUCUAUCAAUUUGGGCCCAAAGGACCAGAUUUCAAGACCAACAACCCCAACUUUGUGAAAGUCAAAUCAGAACUAGAAAGUCAAAGCUAUUCGUAGUUGAAUUUUAAGAGAAAAGAUUUUUUUGGAAAAUUAUGCUCAUUGUAAAAGUUGAAGAUUUGAUGAAUUGAAGGAUAAUGUUAAUGUUUCGAAUUUGGUACCCAAGAACAACUCUCCAAUUUACAUUUCCCCUACGCAUUACGCAUUUCAACGGAGGAUUUUCAAAAAAAAAAAACUUUAAAAAAUUAUCAUUCCUUUGGGUUGUCUUUAAAACUUUUAUCGAAGACAAGUUUAUGAUCUUGAUUAAUCCUGAAUCAAGUAAACUUCAAUAAAUUGCCUUUUGGAAUCUACGACAGAAUAUUUUUAUUUUAGUGUUGCAGAGAGUUGUCUUGUGGAUAUGUUGUUUGGAAAAGAAAAGAAUAUGUUGUAGAGAUUUUCGAGAAGAUUACUGAGUAGAUAGAUGUUUUCAGAAUGUUAUGAGUGUGAUUAAAGUAAGUUCGGUGUCCGAUUAGGUCUCGUUUUGAAGGUUGUAUUAGACAAAGAUUGUUGGAUUGUUGCCGUCAAUUAAAGGUUGUAUGCCCAACUUGUUAAAGUGUCCAUAUUAUUUUUUUAAGUGGUACUUUAUUGAAUUUUUACAAAAUGGUUUUAGUCCUCGACAUGAACUUUUAGUGGUCGAACUUUUCAAGGUUGUUCAGAGUUACGAAUUUUUGAUAAAGUAUUUUUAAAACGUCGGUUGUUGUUACCAUAUUAGUAGGAUAAGUUAUAAUUAUAAUUAUGGUAGUUAAAAGAUAUAUUUUAAACAUUCCAAUUUAUUUAUAAUUAAUAGAUAUUGUAACUGAUAGAAAUGUCAUCGUCAUUCGUUUUCUCAUUAAUAGAGUAAGUUAAUGUUG